GCAUAGUCAGUGCCGCAGACAGAGCCGCGAGCAGAGAGAGUCAGUGCCGCGCAUGCGAGUAUCGGAGGAGCACCGCUUCUGUACUCACUUUCUGUAGGAGAGCUGAUGUAGCCAUGAAGACUAGCUCACCCAGGGACGUGCAUUUUUGGAGGGUUCUGAGCAUCGUGCAGUUGCUCUGCCAAAUCUUCAUACUCUCAGUAAAUACUGGCGCAGCUGCGAAAACCACAGGUCGUUCCCAGAGCAAUGGCUUCGUGCCAGACGCACUUCAGGAGCUGCAUAACAAAACCGAGAAGGCUAUGACCCAGCCAGGCGACAUCCAGAAGUUAUACAACGAAACAACAAAGGAUGUCACCGGGGUGUUCCCCGCCAGCAAAGCGGAGGUUGAAGACUUGCGGGCAGAAAUCCGGACAGAAUUUGCCAAAGAGAAGGCCCUUCGGCAGGCCAUCACUGACAAAAUAAAGUCAUUCACACCGGGGGGUUUCAAUGGCACGAAUGGGCUCGGCGGUCCAACAGGGCCCAGUGGCGCGGACGGCAAAGACGGCGCGACCGGCACCAUCGGGGAGGCGGCCACCGGCGCUACCGGCGGCACCGGCCCGACCGGCCCCACCGGGCCAACUGGCGCCAAUGGCACGCUCUGUGUGGAGCCGCCAGUGUACUUGGACUUUGACGAGACUGAGGGUCCCAACCCCAUCGCCAACGCCGAUCACUCGACCCACCGACUCGCGGCCGCAGAUGGUGCAUCCGCGGAUCCGCCCUUCCCCACUAGCUUCACCUACCACGGCCUGCAGCUGACGCCCCUCGGAGGCACCAGCAGGAUCUUCAAUGUGGAUGCCCCUAAUGGAUUUGUGCCUGCCUUCAACAACAACGACACCCUUUUUCUGGCUGUGGACUCUAUCGAUCCUCCUGUGGGCAGCCUCACAAUCAGCGCUGCAGCUGGCUCGUUUAGCGUGUUCAGCCUCUACACUUACGCCUUAGCCUGCGGCGGUUUAUCUCCAGUCAGCUUAGCGCGCGGCCGCAGGCUGACCCAGUCUGAUUGCCCUGGCGCAGAGGUGCAGAUCAUCGGAACCCUGGCUGGUGUUCCCGUCGAUGCAUGCAAUGUCGGCACCAUUUCCUUGCUCCUGCCAUUGCCGCAGUAUGUGACAUUCCCUCCUGGCUGUGUGUUGGACACGCUGCAGUUCGUUCCCAAGGGCGUCUUCUCUCUGGCAAUUGACAACAUUGUCGCCUGCGCUGCCUCAGCAGACUCAUCGCUGACACUGGCAGCAUAAAACCUUUGACAGCUGGGGUUUACAGGAAUCAAACCAAGCAAGACUACCAUCCGCACCAGGGUGAAUUCAAUAAUGUAGAGCUUCACAGCUUUGAGCAAAUGUCUUUUGCAGCUGCACCUUGAUCAGUGCAAGAAAUGGUUUUUGCGUCAGAGGGAAUGUGUAAGUCUUGUUAGCCAGUUUCUGGGCUAGAUUGCCAAUCUCAGCAACUUCAGUAUUCUGAAAUUGCCACCAAGUCGGUACAGUUCCGACCAAGUCAGGGCCGUUGAUAUUUUUUGUUCAUGAUAUGGAUACCAUCUAGAUCAUGUCACUUACGGUAUCAGUGUGCCUUGGUGGCAAUUUUAAGUCAAUCGUAUAGUACACGACAUUUCCUGUAUCACAGUUGAGUAAGUGUCAUCGUCGAUCAAGUGGCUGGAGCCUCCAAUCAGACCUGGGCACUAUGGUGAAGGACAGCGGUGGCUCCUUGCAUGUCGUCACAUGCAAGAUCUUGUGACAAACUGCUACUGGCACCCAGCUUUUUAGGACUACACUAUUAAGAUGAUGUCCUUGGAGCACGGUGCCAAUAAGCUUAUAUAAGACCUUAAGACAAACCGUAUGAGGACUUUAACGUCCGGAUCAGGAUGCUGCUGCCAAGGCAUGCUCAAGACUUCCUGCGCAUGCGCUGGCUUUGUUGAAGGGUGGCUUGUAUACUGAUGACAUCACAGCUGUGGUGUUCACAAGGGGAUCACAAUUGUAAUAAGCUCAACCCC
Molecule: messenger RNA, 2011 nt
Organism: Coccomyxa subellipsoidea C-169
Lineage: Eukaryota; Viridiplantae; Chlorophyta; Trebouxiophyceae; Coccomyxaceae
Exons: 5
Coding region: 114-1265 (383 amino acids)
Source: RefSeq, a predicted model, not a curated record